Aedes albopictus (Asian tiger mosquito) is the source of this 1637-nucleotide messenger RNA. RefSeq lists its product as uncharacterized. Gene Ontology annotation, cellular component: nucleoplasm. The record is from RefSeq and is a predicted model, not a curated record. The transcript is spliced from 2 exons. NCBI's taxonomy places the organism in Eukaryota, Metazoa, Arthropoda, Insecta, Diptera, Culicidae. The coding region runs from base 233 to 1477 and encodes 414 amino acids.
AAUUACUUUGAGGUGCUUUUGUUCUUAUGUUCUUUGUUAGAUAACAAACGCACCCGAUCACAGGCGUAUUAUCAGUGUUUCUGUGGCAGUCUUUUUCAAAAUUCAAAAUUGCAAGGCACCAUUUGCGCUAAACCAGUAGGAAUCCACCGAGGAAACGACAACAGCUGAGAGCACCGAUCGCGAAAGGGAUUCCUCUAUUGCAGCCGGUGACGACGAUCAGAGCUGCGAAACGAUGUACCACCAGCGAUUCGUGCUGACGACGCUUAUGAGGCUUCCGCUGUUUCAAGGGAAUUUGGCGGACGAUGAAGAUUUUAGGAGGGAUUUAACUGACUUGCGUAAUAUGGCUAUAGAUAAGAAUGUUGUGCUGUUAUUGCUCCGCCACGAAGUGGUAGAGCUGAUUCUGAGAAUAACCGAGACCUCGGCGGAUAAUCAGCUGGUGGUAAUUCUGCUGGGGAUGGUGCAGAAUAUGUGCUGCGUAGAGGAGACUCAUCGGUUUCUGUAUGAUAACGAGACGCUGCUGUUGAGGUUGUGCGGAUUCUUGAAUUCAAACGACCCGUUGGUUUUGGAGCAGAUGAUGAAAAUUAUUACGACGAUUUUGGAGCAAUCAAAUGAUGAGUACUUCUGGUUCCAAAUGAUCUGUGAGAUUCAUGGCAUUGCGGAAAGGCUAGCUUAUAUAUUGCGCAUUUCGACCAGCAGGGAUUUGCUGGAAAGUACAAUGGAGGCGGUGCAUGCGAUGGCCGAGCGCUUUACGGAGACGGAAGUGGAUUACUUCGAGUUAGAUGAGUUCUACGAGUUGUUUGGGAAAACUUGCUUGAUCGAGGGAUUGAUGGAAGGAUUCAAACAGUUGUAUCCCGAAACAACGUUCGUCGAUCAUAACUUAUUGGUCAAAGAAGAUCUAAAAAUAAUUAACAAAUUCUUGGAUAUCCACGAAAACUUCAUCAUCAAUGCCGAAGACGUGUACGAGGAUCAAAUCGAGAACGUCUUGGAAUGCUUCUACCGGGUGCUAGUGCCGAUUAGCGCAGAAGCUUGUCUGAUACCGCUGUACAAUGCACAUGCCCGAAUCAUCGUUCGCAUCAACGAACUCUGCAGCGAUGACAACGUGCGUCAGUUCCACGCCGGAAUGUACCAGGCCAUGUUGAAGAUUUUCACGGUUCUCUCGUACAACUUGAACGACUACUUUGAGCAAGACCAACGGCCCCAUGAAGCGAUGGACUUGGACGAGGACGACCAUGAUGAUUACUGUCCGGUUGAAAACCAAAAGACACUCCAAUUUGUGCUGGGAUACCUGUACCAUGUGGCCCAACCGAUACCCAGCCGGACGCUUGCCAACGUUAUGAAACUCUGCAGUCCAUUCAACGAGGAGAUUCUCCGGCGGCUUUGUGCGGCACUGCAGUACACUAUGGACGGAGAUCCACUGCUAGGAAAAACCUGUAACCUGUUGAUGGAGAGUGCCUGGACCGCGUGGAAUGCCGAGUAAAACAGUAGAUCUUAUAAAUUGCGUAGAAAUUUUAUUACACGGAAUCGGUAUUAAAUGUUCAGCAUGAAUGGAACAACUAAUAGUCUUUUGUUUAAUAGAGAAUGUAAGCGACGACAAUAUGGUCCAUCAAUGGUCUUCGAAACGAUUGUCUUUUGUUGCG